UGUAAUUGCAUCUUAGACCGCCUCUUAUGAUAAAUUUCGCCUCAGUGGUCGAAGACAAGUGAAAUAACUUAUCGGUUUUGCGGUGGAUUAGACAGAGAGAAAAAAUGACGUAGAGGUCAUAAAACAUGGAAAUUGGUAGGUGACGUCGUGCUUGUCGAGCGUAGCUCAAGAUGUCACUAACUGUCACUCGUCGUUCAUUUGUCAUUACGUAAUCCUACGUCAUUUUCUGUCAAUUUACUAAUGGAUUUUUUGUUAUGAGUUUAAGGUUAUGGUGCAUGCAAUAGAAGGGCUAUGUGGGGUGUGUGUGAGUACAAUUCGUAACCCCGAGGCGACCGAUAAUGGAAAACUCACUGGAAGAUGGUAAAUGCAAUAAAGACCAUAUCAAAGAUCUAGGUACGUCUCAAACAAGUCUAAAAAGUACAAAAAGUUUAGAUAAAAGCAGUGCUAGUGGUGGCUCGUUUAAAAAUGAAAAAAUUCAUUUCAAAGAAGAAAAUCAUGAACAUGACAAUCAAAAAGUUAAUACCGAUGCUUCGUUAAAAGUGCCUCAUAAAUUUAUAGCAAACUGGAGACAGGCAUGUGACAGGACGAAAGAUAAAACGAAAGAUUUAUUGAAAAGAUGGAGAACUUUGCCUGAAAUCGAAACAGACAAUGCGAAGAAAACCGAAGAAAGUGGUGAGAAGGAAGGGCAAAUUGAGAGCUGUGGAUGGAGCGUCCAUGUUUGGACGACCUGGGUGGACAGGUUUAGUAUAGACUCAGAAGCAGACCACAGGGAAGAUUGCCAGUUAACACCAACCCAGAACAAUAAAUUUUCUCACUUUUUUUCUUGCUUACUUGACCACGACCAAGAUAACUUAAUAAGUGAACAGGAUUUUGAGACCCUAAUAGAGCGAUUGCGACAUUUUGCUGACUGGUCGAUAAAUUCUCCGGAAUUUAAUAUUCUGCGGGAGGUGGAGCGUGGUUUCAUAGAAACUUUUUUAUGUGACAUAUCUGAUGAGAAAUUGGGUUUCACUCUUAAUGGAGAAGUAUACUUGACAAAAGAUGGUUGGCUUUAUAAAUGGUCACAAUUAAUUUUUGGUUCGAGAAACUUAUGCGACUUCCCGAUUUGGUUGCAAUUCUUUGUAAAAGUUCUGUUCCAAGUUAUUAACCGCUGCGGUUCGGGGAUUAUAACCAGAGACGAGUUAAGCGCGUUUUAUUCGUCCGUUUUGGGAUUGGAUACCGUGAAAGUGGGGGAAAUUCUGGACAUCGCAUAUCAAGCAAUGACCUCUAAUGGCGACCAUCCGUUGAUGUUCAAAGCGUAUCGAUUAUGCUUUGCCAAUUAUUUGUUGGGAAGAUACCCCAAUGGACCAGGACAAUAUAUUUUAGGUGCUCCACCAAGUGCAUUGUCGUCAGCAAUGUUUCCCGUCGAUUACUCUGCACUUAACACACAACCUGAAGACUUGGAGCAAUACGCACCUGAUCAAAAAACAAACAGACGUAGUGUUAUUGUAUGAUUAUUAAAAUUUUGAUAGAUUAAUAUUGCAAUUAGUAAUGCCACAGUGCACACUAGUCAUUUUACAUUUUUACAAUUUAUCGUUAUCGUAUUCUAGUGCUCUCUCUAAUUAGUUGUUUAUUGGUGCUUCUUGUACAAACUUAAAAUUGUGAUUUUGUAAAAUGAUCAAAUAAGAAUUAGCAUUUUUACACAAGUGCACCUUCCCAAAAUAAAAUUCUAAAAUCUAUGUGAUAUUUAAAAAUUAUAAUUAAUAACAAUAGAACCGCAUUUGUUAUACAGAUGUCCUAGAAUGUGGUACAACACGUUUCAGGGAUUCAUCUAGUUGAUUAAUAACCAUAUCAUUUUAUAAACGAACUUCGUAUAGUUCACGUUGUUCUCUUUAAUGGUAGUGUUCAUAAUUGUUAUUACUGUUCAAGUAUACGUAGAACAUUUCGUAUUCAUUCUAGGACCGCGUGUAACUUUUAUUCUGUUGCAUAUUCAGCGUCACAUUUGUUUCCUAUAACGGACUACGAUUCUCUAAGGCUAUAAUCAAAUUUGUUAUUACCAAUUUUGUAAAUUUUAUAAAAAAGUCAAUAUUUUUCUUCGAAUUUAAUUGCUCUAACUUUGUUUACUUAGCGUAAAGAGUGCGCAUAUCAUGUAAAAAGAUUAAGGGCACAACAACAAUGUCGUGACAGAAAAUGCACUUAGGAUCAUGUGUUUAUUAAUAAAUAUUAUUAAAAUUAGUUCAUUCUUAUUUAUUUGUAGUUGUUACAUUGUUAUCUAAAUGGUAGGAAAGACAUGUUUUAAGCAUUGCAAUAAACACUGGAUUUAAGAUUUUCAAA
Zophobas morio is the source of this 2310-nucleotide messenger RNA. RefSeq lists its product as uncharacterized. Bases 339 to 1490 code for a protein of 383 amino acids. The record is from RefSeq and is a predicted model, not a curated record. The transcript is spliced from 6 exons. Lineage: Eukaryota; Metazoa; Arthropoda; Insecta; Coleoptera; Tenebrionidae.